CAUCCCGAAACACACAGUCAGAAAUCACAAGCAGAGUCCAAGGCCAUAGGGUCGUGAUCUGAGCACGCGAGGAGGGAGGAGUACGAAGUGGGGAGGAAGGGUGCGGAGGAGGAGCCAGUCAACGCCCAGAGCCCCAGAGCGGAGGGCUCACGGCCCCGCCCCCUGGCGACUUCAGCGUCCCUAACGACCAACAGCGCCAACAGCGAGUGAGAGCAAUCUCCUGGGUCCCCUGAGCAGAGCCCCAGGGAAGAAGAUGUCACUCAAUACCACCUCAGGGCAGCCUGGCGACAGCCAGCCAGACUAACCCCAACUAGAGAAUGAUUGAGCAAUGCUCAGGACCCUGUGGUCCCAGUGGAGAAAGACAGGGACCUGCAAGGAGGCUGCUUGUCGAGACCUGAGUGCACCCUGAUUUUCAUGGCUGCCGGUCCCCACCAGGCUUCAUCCUCUGCUGCGGCAGAUAAGCCCUGUCCACGACCCCCAUCUCGUAUCCUGCCUGCGUCAAGGAUUUUCCAGUUGAAGAAAUUUCCUGUAACAAGUUGCCAAAGGGCUUUCAGCCCUUGCCUCGUUCGCAGCCGAUAUGCAGGACAGCCCGGCAGCAGCAUCCGGCUCCAAGUCUCAGAAUCAGUCCACAUUCAACGUCCAGCGCCAGACCUCCACUGCAGGUGGUGCCGGCUCAGGGGCACCACCCUUGAAGACUACACCAAACCCUACCCCAGUGCACCUGAAGCCCAAGACCACAAAUGCACGGCGCAUGCGCCGGAUCAUCUCCGAGGACGCAGAGUGGUCUCUGGCCAUUGUACCACUCCUUACAGAACUCUGCAUUCAACAUAUUGUCAAGAACUUCCAGAACAACCCUAUCCUGAAGCAGCUGCUCCCAGAGCACCAACAGAAGGUCUUGAGCCACCUGCCCCAUGACCUGCCACUGACGGUGACUGCCAACUUGAUCGAUGACGAGAACUAUUGGCACCGCUGCUGCAUCAAGCGCUGGUCCGUGUGCCACGUGGCCAAGCACGGCGGGAGCUGGAAGCGUAUGUUCUUUGAGAGACACCUGGAGAACCUGCUGAAGCUCUUCAUUCCGGGCACCACGGACCCCAAUGUGAUCCUGGACCUGUUGCCCCUCUGCAGGAACUACGUGCGCCGCAUCCAAGUGGAUCAGUUCCUCCCACCUGUGAGGCUGCCCACCCCGCCCCAGGCUGACGAACAGUCCGACUCUGGCAGCGAGGGGGAGGGGAGCGAGCCUGAGAAGGACCACUACCAGCUGGAGAGUCUGGUGGCUGGCCUCAAGCACCUGGAGGAGCUGGACCUGGUGUACGGCGUCAAGGACUGCGGCAUGAACUUCGAGUGGAACCUCUUCCUCUUCACCUUUCGAGACUGCCACUCCCUGGCAGCCACCAUCAGAGCCUGCCACACCCUCAAGGUCUUCAGGCUGACCCGAAGUAAGGUGGAUGAUGACAAGGCACGUAUCCUAAUCCGGAGCCUGCUGGACCACCCAGCCCUUGAGGAGCUGGACCUGUCCCACAACCUCAUUGGAGACCGUGGCGCACGAGCAGCGGCCAAGUUGCUGAGCCACAGUCGCCUGCGAGUGCUCAACCUCGCCAAUAACCAAGUGCGGGCGCCUGGUGCCCAGUCGCUGGCUCAUGCCCUGGCACACAACACCAACCUUGUCUCCCUCAACCUCCACCUCAACUGCAUCGAGGACGAGGGCGGCCAAGCAAUUGCCCACGCCCUGGAGACCAACAAGUGCCUCACCACGCUGCACCUCGGAGGCAAUGAGCUGUCUGAGCCCACAGCCACACUCCUGUCCCAGGUGCUCCCCGUCAACACCACACUCAUCAACCUCAACCUCUCCUGCAACCACAUUGGGCUGGAUGGCGGGAAGCAGCUCCUGGAAGGCAUGUCAGACAACAAGACCAUCCUGGAGUUUGACUUGCGUCUGUCAGAUGUAUCCCAGGAGAGCGAGUACCUCAUUGGCCAGGCUCUGCAUGCCAACCGAGAGGCCGCCCGCCAGCGGACCCUGAGUCCUGGCUACUUCAUGACACCCAUCACUAACAACAGUCAUGAGAAUCCCGUGGGCUAAGAUGGGGGGACAGGGCUUGAACAGUGAUCUGAUGGGUCCCUGUAACAGCCAUCCCUUCAUCUCACACCCUUGCUAUGGCUGUCCCUGGGUCUGAGGGAGAAGAGGGGAUCGCGAAUCUCCUUAGAAUAAGUUUGUACGUAUGAAGAUGCUGAGGUAGGGAAGGGAGCCUAAGGAUAAAGAGAGGGUAAGCUAACUCCUGCACCCGGAAGUGGCCAUUACUAACUAGACCUGCAUAAAUGAUCAGCUUCCAGGAACAGGGAAGGCAAAGGAUUCUAAAGAGAGUCUCCCUGCCCAAACUCUUCAUGAACAACAUCUACCUCAACUCAGCCCACCCUUUCCCUUUCUGCUAAGCAGACCCAAGAGCUCUGAUCUCAGUCUACACAUACACACACACACACACACACACACACACACAAAGUGGGGGGUGGGGGACAAAGCUAAGCCUGUCUCUCUCUGCUCUCCUACCCUGCCUGAAGAUGCCACCUGCCUGUCACCAUCCUGGUGUGCCCCACUUCUACACAUGGCAUCAUCACUAAUUCUCAAGCUGGGAAGGGGUAACAAGUGACAGAGGGGCUCAGACAGAGACCUCCUACCAAGGACAGGGAAUAAGCAUCACUCCGAGGAGAGGAUCAGUGAGUCAUCC
Molecule: messenger RNA, 2720 nt
Organism: Myodes glareolus (Bank vole)
Lineage: Eukaryota; Metazoa; Chordata; Mammalia; Rodentia; Cricetidae
Source: RefSeq, a predicted model, not a curated record